AUGUUUCUUGGCUCCUAUUUAUCAGGUUUAGUUCCAUUAGCCUUCAGUUUGUCCGAGUCAAAAAUGCGAUAUGUUACGGUGCUUGGAGCUGGGCUUUUAGUUGGUACUGCUCUGGCAAUAAUUGUACCUGAAGGUGUGCACGCACUUUACAUCAAUGAAUUAGAAACAAAUCAGCUGCAACCACAACAGGAAUUUUAUCGAAAAGGGCGACAUCUAAACGCAUUACCGGCAGCUGAAGAUGGCCAUGGUCACAAACAUCAUCAUUUACCAGUUCACAUAAAAGAUCAACAGCAAAUUCCCGCAGUGAAAGAAGAACAGCAUGCGAAAGGAGAAUUACCCCCCUCCCAUCAGCAUACAGCUGAUGCAGGACGAGAUUUGGGAGUUUCGGCAUUAAAACACACUGAUACAGCACAUUCAGCUAUUGGUAUUACAUUAAUAUUAGGGUUUGUGUUUAUGCUUAUCGUCGAUAAUUUUAGUUCAAGGUUAUUUCGGCAUCAUUCACCUCAAAUUCUGGACUCUUCUGGUUCAACAAUAGCUUCAAAACCAAAAUCAACUUGGACAGCAACGUUGGGUCUUGUUGUACAUGCAGCAGCUGAUGGAAUUGCAUUAGGAGCAGCAUCUUCUACAAGUCGUUUUAAUGUGGAAAUAAUUGUUUUUAUGGCUAUUAUGCUGCAUAAAGCUCCGGCUGCAUUUGGACUAGUAUCCUUUUUAAUAGCUGAUGGUGUUGAUAGAAAGAGAAUAAGAAGGCAUUUGUUAAUAUUUUCGUUGGCGGCUCCAUUAACGGCCAUUUUUACGUAUGUUCUAUUGAAAAGUAUGGCUGACAUUUAUAUUGUUGAGCGUGUUUUGGAUAAACGAAUUAUUGAUGAUCAAGUUCAUUAUUAUUUAAAAUGGUUUGGAUUUGGCGAUGAUGGUAAGUAUGAUGAAUGUGUAGAAACAAUAACGAAUAUUCUUAAUAAAACAGAAUCAACAGCAUUAGCGAAAUCGUUGAACGAUUCAGAAACUGAACAUGUCACAAAAUCUAAGUCUGCUUUUAGUACGUUAAGCAUCGAUAAAAAUAAACAAACUCCUUUCUCUUCGAUAUCAACAACAACAGAUAAACAGUCGAAUAUUUCUGAAACAUCAGAUUUAUCCGAUUUUGAAAGUUUAUUAUUAGCAAUUAAAAUUGAUGAGAAUCGUUCACAACAACAGUUGCCACCUUCAAUCAUUACCACUGGUGAAGAUGAAAAAAUCAAUCGUAUACCACUCGAUGAUACACAUUAUUCAUUUAUCGGAGCAGCGAGAAGAGAAACUAAGGAUGAUGACAACGAUAACAAAGAUGAUGUAAAAUUCAUUACUAAUAGUAGCGAUGACGAUCAUGAAAUGUCGUCAGAUAGUCAAAAAACGAUUGAAUAUCAAAUUAAUCAACGAUCUGAUGAUGAAAAUAUUAUGGAAGAAGAAGAAGAAAAUGAUCUUAAAAAACAAUCUGAAAAUACAGAAACAAGUACAACUGAUUAUUUACAAGAGCAAACUGUACAAAUGAAAUCAAAUGAAAAACAGAUAAAUAAUUUUAAUGAAAUAUCGUCAACAGUUGUCAAAGAUGAAAUUGAUCAAAUGAUAUCAACAAAUGAAACAUCUGCAUUUUCCUCAAAUGAGGAUGAGAAUGAAAAAGCCCAGUUUAAUAAGGAGUGCGACCAAAAUAUGAUGAAUGAUGGUCAGAUUGGUAUAGAUCAACAACAACUUGUGGAAGACAGAGGAUCAUCUCUGGUUCCUAAAAAGCAGUCACGUAAACAUCGUAUGACAAGAAAUGAUGAUUGGCAGCAAGCAAAACGACAUCGAUUAGACGAUGAAAGUCAGGCCUCUCCCUCGUCCAAAGCUAAUGGUGAUGGUAGUCUCGUGGAUGAAAAUGGAAAUGAUUUAGUUAAAGAUAAUAAAAUGAAUGUACAACACUCUUCUCCCAAAACAUCAAAAAUGUCCCAAGAACAACAAUUAUCAGACAUAAUGGAUACGACACAGUCAACAUCUAAAACUGCUAAUUUCGACUUUUUAAGUUUAGAACCAGAAGAAAUUGUUUGCAUAACUCGCUCAAAAUCUGCUGAAUUACAAUUUCUAUUAAAAUGUAAGAAAUGUCCUGAUAAAUUAUUCUACAUUACAAAUAAACAAGCUACAGAGAUAAUACCACAAUUAGUGAUUCAGUUUUAUGAACGACAUAUUGACUGGUUUAAUAUCAAUAAAAAAUCAACAACUACUACUACAACAACAAGACGUUCAACUACCUUACCGCUAUCUUCUAAUAAGCAUCACGAUUACGACUAUCGAAAACCACAACAAGUAAAUACACGUUUACAAACGAGAAAAAUUCAACAAUCUAAUAAAACUAAAAGAUCAUUAUCAAUUUCCUACGAUACUGAGAGACGACAACCACAACAACGAAAAUCAUCUGCAGAACUUUCUACACUAUCUCAUGGACAUCACAUACAAGCAGAACAACAGCAGUUGAGAGUAAAAACAACAGGACGAAAUACAACAAAUGGUAAAACAAAUACACCGUUUAAAAAACGCCAUACUAAAGGAAAUCGUUCAACGAUGAAGACACUAUUUCGAUCUGUUGCUUUACAACAUAUUUGUUACCGUUGUAUGAGUCGUUUGAAAGUAUUUGAGCAUGCAAAACAAAUUAACGAUCCACAUAAAAUUCGAAAUGUUGGAAUUAUUGCACAUAUUGAUGCCGGAAAAACGACAACUGUCGAGCGAAUGUUAUAUUAUACAGGAGUUAUACGACAAAUGGGUAAUGUUGAUGAUGGAAAUACAACCAUGGAUUAUAUGGAGCAAGAGCGUGAACGAGGCAUUACAAUAACAUCAGCGGCAAUUACAUUUCCAUGGAAUAAACAUCGAAUUAAUUUAAUUGAUACGCCUGGUCACGUUGAUUUUACGAUUGAAGUAGAACGUUCACUAAGAGUACUUGAUGGUGCUGUUACGAUAUUAGACUCUUCUGCAGGUGUUGAAACUCAAUCAUUAACUGUUUGGCGUCAAGCAAACAACUAUCAGUUACCUCGUAUCAUUUAUUUAAACAAAUUAGACAAACCUACAUCAAAUUUGAAAUUGUGUCUUGAAUCAAUCGAACAAAAAUUCAAUGUGAAACCGCUUUUAUUGCAUGUACCUAUCGGCCAUGGAAAACAAUUUCGAGGAAUUGUUGAUCUCAUCCAUGAACAGUUCUAUGAUUCAUCGUCAGUAUUCAAAACACCAGCAACAGAGAACAGUAAAUCAUUGGAUAAGAACAGUGAAGAAUAUAUAACAAUAUUAAAUGAACGUAUGAAACUUAUUGAACAAAUAGCCGAUAAUGAUGAUUCAAUAGCUGAACUAUUACUCACCAAUAAAAAUAUUACUAGUGAUCAAUUAAAACAAGCGAUCAAACGUUUAACGUUAUCGUCAGCGAAAGUAGUGCCCGUUCUAUGUGGAAGUUCAUUAAAAAAUAUUGGUAUUAAACCUGUACUAGAUUCAAUUAUUGAUUAUUUACCAAGUGCAUUUGAAAGGAGUUCAAGAUUAUUACAAUUAAACGGCACAAUUGGAUAUAUAUUUAAAACAAUACAUGACAAGCAAAAGCAACCAUUAUCUUUUGCUAGAAUCUACGCGGGACAACUGAAAAAACGGAUGACAUUGAUUAAUCUAAGAAAUAAUGAAAAAGAAUCAAUACAAAAGGUUUAUUUGCCAUUUGCCGAUGAUAUGCAAGAUUUAGAUGAAAUACAAGCAGGAUCUAUUGCUGUUAUCAGUGGAUUGAAAGCGACUGUAAGUGGCGAUAUUCUUGUGUCAUCUAAAGCUUUAUCAACUCAAUUGAUCGAUUUAAAGCAAAAUUCUGUUAAUGCCGCAUUUAUUCCUGAUCCCGGGCUAGAAGCACCAACACCCGUAUUUUUCUGUACAAUUGAAACAUUUUCAGAUAGUUCUCAACGAAUUUUAGAUGAAGCGCUAAUUCAUAUCCAACGUGAAGAUCCGUCAUUACGUGUACGUCUAGAUGAACAAACUGGUCAAACAUUAUUAUUGGGCAUGGGUGAAUUACAUAUUGAUAUCAUACGAGAUCGUUUAAAACGUGAAUAUAAACUAGAAACAUAUUUGGGACCGUUAAAUGUAAACUAUCGAGAAACACCAACAAUUCAAUGUAAACGAACCACUGAAUGGAAUUCAUCAUUAAAUGAGCGAAAAGCAUCGAUAUCCAUUACAAUGUCAAUUAGUCCAGUGGUUAAAACCGAUCGUAAUGUAAUUACUUUUAAACAUAUUCAAAUUGUUAGAACAGAAGAACAACAAUUUGAAAAUUUGAAAAAAGAAUAUAUCGAAGCUAUUGAACAUGGAACAAAAAUGGCCUUAACAACAGGUUGUCUAAUUGGUGCUGAUGUAGUAGAUACUCAUGUAAAAUUACACGAUCUUCAAAUUACUGGCAAUGUCAGUCCAGCAUUAUAUUCAGCUGCUGCAUCUGAUUGUAUUCGAGCAUGUUUAAAAGAAGCUGAAUGUAUACUCCUUCAACCAGUGAUGCGUUUAGAGGUAAGAAUAAUUGUUGAUUAG
Didymodactylos carnosus is the source of this 4527-nucleotide messenger RNA. NCBI's taxonomy places the organism in Eukaryota, Metazoa, Rotifera, Eurotatoria, Philodinida, Philodinidae. The record is from the annotation of a GenBank genome assembly.